Molecule: messenger RNA, 1387 nt
Organism: Durio zibethinus
Lineage: Eukaryota; Viridiplantae; Streptophyta; Magnoliopsida; Malvales; Malvaceae
Product: ethylene-responsive transcription factor ERF084-like
Biological process (GO): regulation of DNA-templated transcription
Molecular function (GO): DNA-binding transcription factor activity; DNA binding
Source: RefSeq, a predicted model, not a curated record
GUGGAUCUGACUCAUAUGAGUUUCUGUCUCACUCUUCACUUCCAUCUCUUACAAUGCAAAGCCCCGCUAUCGUAAAUUACCAACCUUUACAAGCCAUUUCGUUCUUCUGCAGGCCAGAAACUUCUGAAUUAACUGAAACGCCUUGCCUUUGCAAGCCUCCUGCUGGUUCUUCUCACUUCUCUUAUUCAUCAAUGAUAGCUCCUACCCAUUUUUACAGGCAAAACUAUCUACCCAUUUAUGCUGAAUUCUCGGGUGCUUUUUCACUCAAUGGCUUUGAUAAGAAUCGUGAAAAUGAACUUCAAACCCUAAUUGAAACUCGUCCCGAAACGCCUUUUGCUCUUGAUGGGAUAGCAGCUGUGGUCGGCGAACACGUUCUCUUUGGUAACAAAACCGAUCCCACCCCAAACAACAACAGCAACGGUGUAUUUCUAUCCGAUGCCAGCGCUAGCAAGCUAGAGACGCCAGGUUUCGUUUCGUUGUCACAACGUUUCGGGUCUAACAAUAGAAACGUCAGUCCUGUUGUUACGGUGCAGAAAAGCUAUAGAGGUGUAAGAAAGAGGCCGUGGGGGAGGUGGUCAGCCGAGAUACGCGACCGUGUUGGGCGGUGCCGGCACUGGCUGGGCACGUUUGACACUGCUGAGGAGGCUGCGCGUGCGUAUGAUGCGGCAGCGAGGCGGCUGAGAGGGUCAAAAGCCAAGACCAACUUUGAAAUUCCAUCGGUAUUGCCUCUCUCAUCGCCCUGUACUUCAUCUUCAUCUAUAGAAACAAAGAAGAAGGUGAAAGGUAAAGCUAAAACCGAGAGGAAAUGCGCGGUGGUUACCUCCGUGUCUCAGUUGUUCAGUUGUAGUAGUAGCUUUGGUGGAAAUGAAGGGAAAGGGACUGUGGAGCUGGAGUUGAAGUUGGGUGUGGGACUUAAGGGUUCUACAUCAAAUAAUCCUGGUUUAGUGAAACAGUCAAUUCCUCUCAAUUAGUAGCAGUAGUUUCCUUUUACUUCCUUUUUAGGCUUGUAGUAACUUAAAUGAAUCAAGGUUUCAUGGGUAGAAACUUUUUUGUCUUGCAUGUGCAUUGGAGCGAAGGAAGAUGGCUUUUCUGGGCUGUAAGUAGUCCAAAUCUAGGAAUAUCAAUAUAUAUUGUAUAUGGAUAUAUAGAAAGAAACUGACAGUGUUGUAGUAAAUUAAUAUUCUCUGCCUGUUUGAAUGUUGCUUUAUCUAAUUCUAUCUCGUUGGCUAUUGGGGUUUUUUUUUUGUGUUGAACUGAGAGUGGCGCAGUCCUGAGAAAGCGAGAAAAUUCUUUCAGGCAAGCUUGGUGGUGAAGUGCAACAUUAACAGUGAUUUAGUUGCUUCUCUUUUUGUUCCUUUCUGUCUCUUUUGAGUAUAUUCUCAGCAAU